AUGGAACUCGGCUCAAAUUCACCGCUCAUCGUCAUGCCCGAUGCAGAUCCAGAAAAAGUAGCACGUGCGGCGGCAGCAUCCGGUUACUCUAAUGCAGGACAGGUCUGUAUCUCAACGCAGCGCGUCAUCGCACACGAGAAAAUCUACGGCGAUUUCUUGGAUGCGUUCCAAGCAGAGGUUGCUCAAAUCGGCACCGGCGACCCACUUGCAGAAGGCACGCGGAUGGGACCGAUGAUCCGAGAAGGCGAUGCUACCCGUGUCGCCGAAUGGAUUCAGGAAGCCGUUGCGGAUGGGGCAGACCUGCUCACUGGUGGUGAGAAGUAUGACCAGUUUGUUACACCCGCUAUCCUCGCCAACGUCAAGCCGGAGAUGAAAAUUUCCUGUGACGAAGUGUUCGGACCGGCUGUCGGUGUAACGCGUGUUAACAACAUCGAUGAGGCUAUCGCUCUCGCUAACGAUACGAACUACGGACUAAGUGCCGCGAUUUUCACACAGAACAUCGAUUGGGCGAUGCGAUUCGUCCGCGAGGUCGAAUCUGGCAAUCUGAUGGUGAACUGGGGUACACAGUGGCGUGCGGACCUGAUGCCGUAUGGUGGUCUCAAAGAAAGCGGUAUGGGCAAAGAGGGACCGAAGUACGCCAUAGAAGAGAUGACCGAAUUGAAGAUGGCGAUCUUCCAUUUGGAUAGUUAA
Molecule: messenger RNA, 690 nt
Organism: Geodia barretti
Lineage: Eukaryota; Metazoa; Porifera; Demospongiae; Tetractinellida; Geodiidae
Source: the annotation of a GenBank genome assembly